UGCCUGAGACUUUAAGUGUAAGACGCUUAUGUUUUUUUGUUUUACAGACGCUCGCUCACAUUUACAUGCGUUACAUGCAUGCAUAAAUUAGUUUUGAAAUCUAAAGUGUCUGUUACAUUGAAGGCUUUGCGAAAGAUUCUGAAGUCGUGCCGUUGUUUCCCGGGCGGUGGAGCAGCCAGCGUUCCUUCUAGCAGGAAAAAGCGCCAACUUCUGCUGCACCGUGUGAUUCAUCUACUACAGUCUAAAUGGCUCAAAGAAGGAAUAUUCUGUUGAGAAGUAUAUGAAACUUCGACCUGGAAUGACUUGUCUGGUGAGGGGCGCUGUUGCAUCUUAGCAAAAAGGAAGAAACAAACCCUCAGGACACCAAAAUAAGAAGAUGCCGGGCCUGCAGGGUGAAACUGUGGCGGCGCUCAGCAGCCCUACCAGGAAGAGCAAACUGUCUCUGAAGUUCCUCCAGAGGAAAGAAACUAAACGGGCUCUGGAUUUCUCUGAACCACAAGCAGAGGAAGCAAAAACAGCUGAUCCAGAGGAGCACGAGGCCAGCAGCUGUGAUCAGGUGGUCCCCGGUCCGUGUCCGGCCUCUCCUGGCCUUCUCCUGCCUUCUGAGAAGAGAGAGAGCCUUGUGCCAUUUGUGGGACUCAACAACUUGGGAAACACCUGCUAUUUGAACAGUGUCUUGCAGGUCCUGUACUACUGCCCCGGGCUAAGGGAAGGUAUUAAGAAACUGUACAACCUGUCUAAAAAAGAAGAAAAAGUCAAGGAUGAAAAGGAUCAAAAUGAAGAGCAGUCAGAAGCCACAGCUGAGGCUUCGCCGGCUCACAUCGAGCUCCUCGGGAGCUUCAACAGUUUAAUAUCAUCAGUGGAGCAGCUGCAGUCAAACUUCCUGCUGAACCCUGAGCGCUUCAAUGAGGGAGAACUCGCCACGCCGCCACGGAAAAUACUCCACACUCUCAGGCAGCUGAACCCCAUGUACGAAGGCUACCUUCAGCAUGAUGCCCAGGAGGUUCUGCAGUGCAUCCUGGGAUACAUCCACGAGGCUUGCAUUACCAUCAAGAAGGAGCAGAAGCCCGAGGAGAGUGAAGACGUGACUGAGGUUAAAUCUGAGAGUCCAAGCUCUGCAUCAGAAGCCAUAACUCCCUCAGAGGAGGACAGCCAAGUCAGCGGCAAGAGGAAGAGCGACACCGAGGUGGGAAACGCCAAAAAGAAGCCAAAAUCAACCAAGUCCAAGAAAUCUGAUUCUGAGGAAGAUGUCAACAGAAACGCACCCUUCACUCGCUCCAAAAGAAAGUCCUCCAGUGACAUCACACUUCACAGCAACCAAGACCAAGACGGAGAGAUUGCAAAGGAAGAAAGCGUGAAGACACAGAACAGGGAGGAGGAUGGAGGGAGUGACGGUGAUGAGAAAGCUGGGAAAAACUCCAAAGAGUCCGAGGGGAAAAGAAAGAAGAAGGCCAAGCUGAGCUGGCUGAGGCCUUCUGGGAAACAGCCGAGUAUCUUCUCCAAGUUCCGCUGUGUGGGGAAGAUCAGCUCCAUGACUGCAAAGAACCAAACCAAAGCAGAGGAGGAGAACGGGACCACGGAGGACAAGAGUCAGAAAGAGAGGAGGGGUGCUGAGGAGAAACCAAGGAUCAUGGCUGAAGAGAAGAAGAAAGUAAAACACCAAGACGGCCUGGACCUGAUGGAGCGCCUGUUCCAGGGGCAGCUGGUCCUGAGGACUCGCUGUCUGGAGUGCGAAUGCUUCACAGAGAGGAGAGAGGACUUUCAGGACAUCAGCAUCCCUGUGAUGGACGAACAACCCAGCAGUCCAGAGGACCUGUCUAAGGUCUCUCCUGAUCCCAAACCAGAGCUGAAGACUCUAAAGUGGGCCAUCGGUCAGUUUGCUUCAGUGGAGCGUAUCGUGGGAGAGGACAAAUAUUUCUGUGAGACGUGUCAUCAUUACACCGAGGCGGAGAGAAGUCUAUUGUUUGAUAAAACUCCUGAAGUGAUCACCAUCCACCUGAAGCGCUUCUCUGCCAACGGCUUAGAAUUGGACCCGUAUGCAGGUCUGUCCAAAGUGAACACCCCCCUGCAGACCCCUCUGAUGCUGUCUCUGGAUGAGUGGUGCACACAGUCAUCCUCCAAGCUGGGUCAGCACUAUCAGCUGUUUGCCGUCGUCAUGCACAGCGGGGUCACCAUCAGCAGCGGCCACUACACGGCCUACGUCCACAUGUCAGAUCUGAAAGACACCAAGCUGUGGCUGCAGGACACGAAGGAAACGGAGGAGAAGGAGGAAGAGGAGAAGGAGACGAAAGAGGAAACUCAGGUGAAAGAAGAAGUGCUGAACUAUGAUGACGGAGAGGUGUCUUUCAGCCUUGGCGUAAAGGGACAGAGGGGUGCGGGUUUGGCUGGCAACAAAACAGGAGGUAAGAAGCUGUCGGAGGGGGGAGUCGGGCUCUUGGGGGGUCAGAGGAGCUUGUCUAGUUACGAUAUUGGAAACAACAGCAGCAAACACACGGAGAAAGCAGCUACAAGUGCGGCAACAGAGGGAUCUAAACGGAGAAAAACUCUGAACAGCCUGAGCCAGAACACUGCAGCAGGAAACCAGAAGGAGCCUGAGGCUGCUGCAGGAGGAGAGGAAGCAUCGACAACUUCCUGUGGUGGAGCAGAGACCAGCCAGCAGCAGGCUCUGAGCAGCCUCCACAAGUAUGACGGGAAAUGGAUGCUGUUUGAUGACUCUGAGGUGCGCUUGUUCGAGACGGAGGACUUUCUGGAAGCGUGCUCCCCUGAGAUGAGCUCGUCGUCCACUCCUUACCUGCUGUUCUACAGGAGGAUACCCAAACCUGAACUCUGAACAUAAACUGCUGCUGACGACUCAGGGGGGGGUUGUGACAGCUGGCGUUUUGGCUGCCAAGCACUCACACAGGACACCUCUUUUUUUUUUUUUGUUUGCAAUACUACUAAUGGUGGCAUAAAGACUGAGCUGCACCUGAACUAAUGAUAGUUUGUCAUGAACUCGGCUCAGAGAUGUCCACGAGCCAAUGUGGGCUCAAAGCUUAUUGAUAUAAAAAAACUCAGAGGAACAAAAAUCUCGUUUUCUACAUGCAAGAGACCUCUUUCUUUUUUUCGUUGUUACUCUUGCCUCUGUAGACCGAGUACAGUGGACUGUCUUUUUUUGUUUUUAGCUAUCUGUACUACAGUCUCUUGGACUCUGGCUUCUGUCCUGGUUGGUAACAUCCUGUUUUUCCAUGUUUGGUAGUCACUUCCUUUGUAUGAUUCCAAUUUUACAAAUUAGAAAAGCACUUUUUGAGCUCAAUUUAUGAGUGAAUGACAAAAAAUUGAAAAAUGUAUUUUUCUAUAGCAGGUUACACAAAUGUCAAAAUACACCUCAAAGUCAUUCUGUCCGGUUGUGGAGUUUUUUUUCUUCUCUCCCUUUUCAUACAAACUUCUUCUCACAGAUUUUUACAAGCAGAUACGAAGCUCAAAUUUUGGGCUGGAAAAACAUUCAAAGUUGGACACAUUUUAACACAAACACACAAAUGUGAAAUAUAAAUCUUCCUCAAAUAUGUACCACGUGCUUACAUAUUUCCGUGUGUACUGUUCAUAAUAAAAAGUUUUAACAGCAGUGUCUCCCUCAGCCUGAAGUUUUAAAGUGAAGAUGUGAAACUAACUUUUUAAAGUGUACCAUCUGCAGUUUUUCAGAUAACCAAAUUAAAAGAAUUGCCUCAAUUGAUCUCAUCCAGUUAAGAGUCAAAGUAAAAAUUUGUCGAGAAAAGUAAAGGAGAAUUUAGACAUUCCAGCAAAUUCCUGCUCUGUCUUUUGAUUCAACUCCAUCUUUCUGGAAAAUGGCGUUAUAUUAAAAUUCUAUUACAAAACAACUAAGAAAUGAUCAGUAUUAUCUUAAACUGAUGAUAACAAGUUAGAAAAUGAGCUAGUACAGAAUCUAAACUUAAAUAAUAAACUUAAACCUGGGAGGCAGGGCUGCAGUUGCUUUUGAUACAUCUUACUAAACUCUUAAUUUUGUUCGCUCUAAGUUUGUUCCAGAUGUGGCGGUACUUCUAGCAACAUGAUGUAAACUUAAUGCAACAUUUUUUAAUUAAUCUCUUCUUUUGUAAAAAAAAACAGCUCAAGGAAAGAUUUGAAGUCAACCCAAGUCCGGCGCUUCGCUGGAGGAAUUAGUUUUGUGUUUGAAACUCUGCCUGUGGAUGAUCAAAUGACUUCCCUGCUUGGUUAGUUUGUUUAAGUAAUUCUAUAACACGGCACGACAUGUAAAAAUAUGCAUCUGCUCAGUAAGCUUCAUAUUGUUCAUCUCAGGUUCUACAGCAAUGUAUUAAAAUCACAUAAUUUUAAGGAAUUUAAGUACUUAAUUAUUCACCAAAGUUCAGUUUCAACGCCAGCAUUUGAAUUAGAGUUUGCUUUCCUGGUUUAAAGUGAUGACAGAUCCAGUGCGUGUGCCGUCUCUGACUGUACCUCAUUCCAGCUGUAUUAAGCUUAACGAUGACACGUUUGUACUAUAAGCAAUAAAGUUUUUACCUUCACAUGUC
Notolabrus celidotus (New Zealand spotty) is the source of this 4520-nucleotide messenger RNA. It is a transcript of the gene usp1, whose product is annotated as ubiquitin specific peptidase 1. Lineage: Eukaryota; Metazoa; Chordata; Actinopteri; Labriformes; Labridae. The transcript is spliced from 9 exons. Gene Ontology annotation, cellular component: cytosol; nucleus. The record is from RefSeq and is a predicted model, not a curated record. Gene Ontology annotation, biological process: protein deubiquitination. The coding region runs from base 377 to 2830 and encodes 817 amino acids. Gene Ontology annotation, molecular function: cysteine-type endopeptidase activity; cysteine-type deubiquitinase activity.